Molecule: messenger RNA, 3081 nt
Organism: Drosophila grimshawi
Lineage: Eukaryota; Metazoa; Arthropoda; Insecta; Diptera; Drosophilidae
Gene: Slip1
Product: slo-interacting protein 1
Exons: 6
Coding region: 114-2636 (840 amino acids)
Molecular function (GO): protein binding
Source: RefSeq, a predicted model, not a curated record
GGUCACACAGUCUCGGCGAAUUCAGCGAUGUCUGUAUUUCUAUUGUGUGCGUGUAAAUUUCUGGCAACGAACUGAAAAAACGGGGCCAUCUAAUAUGUAAUUUGUUAUACAAUAUGUGCUCGAAUAACUGUGUUGAUGUUGUUGAAUUGGACUAUGUUGUGCUAAAGCUAAAUGGCAGCGAUAUUACAUCAUUGUCCAAUUAUGAAGCGGUUCAAAUGUUCCUUCAAGCAAAAGAAAAUCUUGUUGUUGAAUUAUGUCGCAAGCAAAACAAAGAAAGAAAUUCGAUUAGUGCUGAUGACGUCGAUGCGGCCAAAGAUGACCAGCAUGCGCAAAUGUCAACAACAAAGGUGACCAGCAAUACGAAUGCGAUACUAUCACUGCCAGCAGCAGCACGGAAUCAAAUCAUUUUAAGUCUGCGCUCAUUCAAUGCUGGGCCUUCGUCGGCAACAAAGGAGACGCAGACGAUUGAGGAUUUUGUCGAUUUGAAAAAGAAUCGCGCGCGUUCCGAUCACAACAAUAAACUAGCUCAAACGAUAGCCGAUCAUUUUAUCGAGCGCGAACAUCAUCUGUUCGAACAAUGCCUGGAGCCGGAAAUCGAUAUUGAGGAAGUGACGCUGGUGAAAAGCGAAUCGGCAAGUGAUCCAAUUGGAUUGAGUGUUUGUUGCAACAAUGGAUUCUUGGCCAUCAAGAACAGCGUUGAAUGUAUUAAGCCUGUGAUAUACAAAGAGAAAACAACUGAUGGCGCUGCGGAAGUAGAUGCGGAAGCGGAUGUAGAUGUGUGUGAGGAUGUGUUCAUUAGUGAUAUUAAGCCGGAGAGCAUUGCGUAUAGAGAUGGUCGCCUGCGGCGUGGCGAUCAAAUACUACGCAUCAAUGGCAUAGAUACGAAAAGUCGAAAGCAAGCCGAAACGCAAAUUGCCGAAAAUAAUAUUGCAAUCACGUUGCUGGUCAGUCGACUUUUAUAUCCGGAUGACGAUGACGAUGAUGAGAUUGUGGACGAGGACGAGGAUGAUGAUGACGUUGACGUUGACGUUGAUGACGAUGAAGACGAUGAAGAAGAAGAUAUGGAUAGUAAUUUUGAAUAUGCGAAUAGUUUCCUUACCGAUGACUACACAAAUGUUGUCGAUAAAUUAGACAAAGUGCUGCUAACACAACGCCAGUCAAUCAAACCGGUGAUCGAACUAAUAACCGGAACCAGUUCAACGUCCAAAACUAACAAGAAAGCAAAUGCCGAAAUAUCGAUGAAGAAAGUUCCAACCAGCGAUAAGACAAAGGCGCGCAAUGCAAAUCAAACAAUGUUGGUUAAAAGCCAACCGCCGCCGCCAGCGGCAUUGGUGCAAAGGGCUCCAAAAGCGAAACUAUAUGAUUACGAUGAGAGCGAACAUAUUUACGAAACGAUACCCGAAGAUGAAACGGAAACGGAAACAGAACCACUCUACUGUUCUCCAUAUCAAAGUUCCAAUUAUAUGACAGCCCUGGGGUCAUGCUCUGCCGAAACGGAUAUUCUGGAGAUGCAACAGCAAACACAGCGUGUGGCACAAUGGCUGGGUAUUAAAUCGCAGCCACGCAACGUACACACUUUGGCAAGUCGCUCGAGUUUCUCCACUAAUAAUAAUAAACAGCAAAAGAAUCGCAUUUCCUCAUCGCAUCGAGUUUACACGUUGCGCAGCGGAAUCACAACAAAUACGAGUGGUUCCAGCAGCAGUGGAGCAGCCACAAAUAUCGAACCGGAAAUGAUCAUCAGCAAUCAUCAACAGCAACAGCAGCAGCUACAGCAACAUCAGCUGUUGCAUCACAAUCAGCUAUUGCAUCAACACGAGGAACUGGAGAAUUCAUCAAGUGCCUAUAAUACGGGUGGUUCCAAUAACAGCGCCUCGCCUCGCCAGCAACAACAGCAACAAAAUGGCGCCAAUAAUAUCGAACUAGAUUCAGUUCCAAUAGUUGCAGGCCAACAACAGCCUGCCACUGAUAAUAAUCUCAUCACAAGUCCAAUUGGCAACAUUUUAAUGUUGCCUUUUGGCAACAAAACAACGCCUCGCUUACAACAAAAUACGCCCAGUGAUGCUGCCAUUUUGAGUAAAGUCUGUGGAGAUGACUCGCUUCCGUUUCCGCUCAAGCAGGACUCGAAACUAAUGCGAGCCAAAGCAAUAACAACAGGAGCAACAGCAGCAACGGCAGCCGGAACAACAACUGCAACAGCAGCAGCAGCAGCAGAUGAGCAACUGGCUCAAUGUCCACAAUUUAAUGCUCCCAAUUUGAGUCGCUAUCAUUUUGUGAGCAGUCAGGAGGUUGCAAAUAAAACUGCCACAGUGCCACUGAAGUCAAGUUCGAUCCUAGUCACCACAGAGAAUGUUACCGAAGAGAUACCGAUGGUGUGGAAGGUAAAACGACGACCAGAUGGCACCCGUUAUAUUGUGAAGCGACCAGUGCGCAAUAACGUAAGCGUUGGCAUACGUAAGAGUAUACGUAACAGCGAGUUGACCACAACAGAAGAUGACACAAUAUCAGAGGUGAAGAUCGGACGCUAUUGGACGAAAGAGGAACGUAAGCGACACAUAGAAAGAGCACGUGAAAGACGUCAUCAUCAGCAGCAACAGCUGCUGCAGCAACAGCAGCAACAACAGCAUCAGCAGCAAUAACUACUGUGUAAUUAGCUUUACAGCCCUUUCAAAUCCACUGUAGAAUGAAUUUACUUUAUAUGUUAUUAAUAUAUAUGCAAUGGCUAUCGCCAUAAAUACGUAUCCAAAAAGAAAAUGAAAAGAAAAAAUGCCGGGUUUCACAAGAAAAAGUAUUACUCGUAUAAAUAUAAAAAUAGAUUAUCAAAUGGAAACCAAAUAUGCAAUUGUUUUUAAGCAGGAUCUUUGGCUUUAAAAAAGUCUUAAAAUAGUGUGGCAACUCUGCAAGUAUUAUUUUGUAAUUCAAACAAGAACGAACAUUUCCUCCUACUUUCGCAUUAACCUUAGGUACACAUAAAAUACAUUUGACAUACAUAGCUCGAUUAUCACUAAUGUUAAGUGUGUUGUCUACAAAUCUAGUUUCGAAUAAAUAUAUAUUACAUUUUGCCAGUGUUGCAGUCAUUUGAAA